AUGGAGUCACUUCUAAAAAGACCGCGGCCCAGCGCCUGGGAGAAAUUCUUCCGCUCGCCUCUCCUGUACCUCGCCAAGAAGCUAUACAGCUUCCAUAACGUCGUGCCACGUCGCCCCAUAUCGGAUCCUGUCACCGUCGUCUGCGUCUCAGACACACACAACAGCCAGGCCGAACUCCCCGACGGCGACGUGCUCAUCCACGCGGGCGACCUCACGAAGAAUGGGACGCUCGAGGAGCUCCAGGCGGCGCUGGACUGGCUCAAGGCGCAGCCACACGCGCACAAGAUCGUCGUCGCCGGCAACCACGACACCAUCCUCGACCCGGCGCGAGACCCAGGAGACGAGAGGGUCCGGCUCGACUGGGGGGAUAUCACUUACCUGUGCAACGAGUCUGCGACCGUCCAGUGUUCCAACGGGCGCAAAUUGCUCGUCUUCGGCAGCCCCCUCUCACCCCGGUAUGGCAACUGGGCGUUCCAGUACCCCAGGCCGGAGGACGUGUGGGCGGGCGCGUUGCCAGACGGCGUGGAUAUUCUCGUCACCCACUGCCCGCCUCGGGCCCAUCUCGACCUGUUGAGCCUGGGGUGUUCGCAUCUCCUCCGGGAGAUUUGGCGGGCGCGGCCGCGGCUGCAUGUUUUCGGGCACGUGCAUGAAGGCCGUGGGCAGGAAUGGGUCGGGUUUGAUGAAACGCAGGACGCCUUUGAGAGGUUGGUGAUGAGUGGAGGCUUUGGGAGGAUUGUGAGCUUUGGCAGACUGGUCUUUGAGGUUAUUCGAGGAAGGUUCCACUCGGCAAAGGAGGCGUCAUGCCUGUUUGUCAACGCCGCCAUGGUACGCGGGCUCUGGGAAAAGGAAAGGAUGAAACCCAUUAUGGUUGUGCUGUGA
Diaporthe citri is the source of this 879-nucleotide messenger RNA. RefSeq lists its product as uncharacterized. The record is from RefSeq and is a predicted model, not a curated record. The transcript has a single exon. The coding region runs from base 1 to 879 and encodes 292 amino acids. Lineage: Eukaryota; Fungi; Ascomycota; Sordariomycetes; Diaporthales; Diaporthaceae. Gene Ontology annotation, molecular function: hydrolase activity.